UCGGAUCGCGCCUUGGCCCUUUCCGUCAGCUAGUCAGGCAAAAUGUAUGGGACUCUGAGUACAUGACAAGAUAACGAAAAAGAUAGUAUAAAGGUCUCCUUAAAAACGAUGCAAAACUCCCGGGGCACAGUCGGUACGAGUAAAAAAACAGAGUAAAUAAUUGACGAGGGACCCCUCGGGAAUUGGUGUUGCUGUGCAUCGUGGUCCAUAUCCACACCUGGGCAGUCAACUCCAGAAAUCAGUCAUUGUCUGUCUCCAUUGUUGGUCUUGUCCUUGUUCGAAUCACCACACCCUUGCCAAAACCCCCCCCACCAGUCACCCCAUGCUAUGCGGAAUGCCAUGCUUUUCUGGCUUCUGUUCCUUGAAUGUGCUUAUUACCGGCCUCUGAAUUGGCCUGGUAAUCAGAAGCAGCCUCGACGGCGGCAGCGAAGGCAAAGCAGGAUGCACCCAGUUGCCCAAUUAAUUUGUAUAUUAUGGAGGAGCGUCGUGUCCAAACAACACUCAAGAAUCAGGCGUCGUCGCGGCGAAGUUGGUCAGCUGAGGAAUAAACCCAAGGGUCUGGCAAGAAGACCCUUCAGAGCCUUGGCAAGUAAGCACUGGAGCAAAGUCAGUCCAGCGCGCUCAAUUACUAACGUGCCACUCUACGAGCCGAUUAGGCUAAGCGUCAGCCACUCUAACGACGAAUGCAUUAUAGCACCGUUACUAUCGUUCGCAAUUGAAACUUCCAAGGGUGUUGACAGCAAGCUCGUUGAGAGAAAAGGAGCGUUCGAAGUAGGUGAGACGCAAUGCCCGUACAGCGGCUUCCAACGUCAUAAUCAUUGACUUCAAAGGUCUUCUUCGGAUGGAUCGGCAAUGUUGGUAACGCAAACCCGCUCUGCAAGGAUUGUGUUGGCUUACAC
This is a messenger RNA of Pseudomassariella vexata, 899 nucleotides long. RefSeq lists its product as uncharacterized. The record is from RefSeq and is a predicted model, not a curated record. Lineage: Eukaryota; Fungi; Ascomycota; Sordariomycetes; Amphisphaeriales; Pseudomassariaceae. The coding region runs from base 328 to 822 and encodes 164 amino acids. The transcript has a single exon.